UGGGAGGAAUCGUGGCGUCAGCAGCUCGGAGCAAUCCUCCCUGGUCCUGCCCACUGGCUGUAUGGCUCUCUUUCACACACUUAGAGCUGUCGGGGACAGAAGCAGCUUUUAGUAACACAGCCCCCUUCGAUUCAAUUCAAGAAGUUACCCUGAGCAGCACAAGUGAUAAUGGACGGGCUGCAGCGACUGAAGGAGUUCAGUUUUUUACGUUGGCUGAGGGAAGGUCGCCAGUCUCGGAAAUUGAUCCUGUUCAUAGUGUUCGUGGCGCUGCUCCUUGAUAACAUGCUGCUGACCGUGGUGGUGCCCAUCAUUCCCAGUUACCUGUAUGCUCUUCAUCACCAACCACUGGAGGAAAGCCCCACUCAAACCCCUGGCGUGGUUUCCGCGACUCGAUUUCAGAAAAUCUUUUCCUACUAUGACAACUCGACAAUGAUCACCGAGCGGGAGAGCAGGCCGGGUGAUAUACAGCAGGCUUUCACAACAACACCCUCCUCAGUGACCAAUGCGACUGGGACAGCCGAUUCGAACAGCAGCUGUUUGAAGAAAGACAAGUACUUGCUGAAUGAAAAUGUCCAAGUUGGCUUGUUGUUUGCUUCAAAGGCCACUGUCCAACUGGUAACAAACCCCUUCAUAGGGCCCUUAACAAACAGGAUAGGAUAUCAAAUUCCAAUGUUUGCAGGGUUCAUCAUCAUGUUCAUAUCAACAGUUAUGUUUGCUUUCUCAAAGAGUUACGUUUUACUGUUCUUAGCCAGAUCUCUGCAGGGUAUCGGCUCAUCCUGUUCCUCUGUGGCAGGUAUGGGGAUGCUGGCCAGUGUUUAUACUAAUGAUGAAGAAAGGGGUAAUGCAAUGGGUAUCGCAUUAGGAGGUCUUGCAAUGGGGGUUUUGGUGGGCCCACCCUUUGGCAGUGUCAUGUAUGAAUUUGUGGGGAAGACUGCUCCCUUCUUGAUUCUGUCAGCGCUGGCCCUUCUGGAUGGAGCCCUACAGCUAUUUAUCCUCCAGCCAUCCAAAGCACAACCAGAAAGCCAUAAGGGGAGCUCUCUGUUUGCACUUUUACGUGAUCCUUAUAUAUUGAUUGCUGCAGGAGCUAUAUGCUUUGCAAACAUGGGUAUUGCAAUGCUAGAACCAGCCUUGCCCAUAUGGAUGAUGGAGACCAUGUGCUCUGCAAAAUGGCAACUGGGCAUUGCUUUUGUUCCAGCAAGUGUCUCAUAUCUAAUUGGAACUAACAUCUUUGGAGUCCUUGCACACAAAAUGGGCAGGUGGCUGUGUUCUCUUUUGGGGAUGAUAAUCGUUGGAAUAAGCAUUGUUUGCGUACCACUUGCUAAAAAUAUAUAUGGACUUAUCGUACCAAACUUUGGAGUUGGUUUUGCCAUAGGAAUGGUAGAUUCUUCUAUGAUGCCUAUUAUGGGUUACUUAGUGGACUUGCGUCACGUCUCUGUCUAUGGAAGUGUUUAUGCAAUUGCAGAUGUGGCAUUUUGCAUGGGGUUUGCAUUAGGGCCUUCAACUGGUGGAGCCAUUGCUAAAACAAUAGGAUUCCCUUGGUUAAUGGUAAUUAUUGGUAUCAUUGACAUAAUAUAUGCUCCAUUAUGCUUUUUCCUUCGAAGCCCUCCUGCCAAGGAAGAAAAGAUGGCUAUUUUGAUGAAUCAAAAUUGCACUGUUAAAACCAAAAUGUACACAACUCAGGACCACUUUCAGAAGGCCCCUGUGGUUGAUGAUAAUGAGGAAGAGUCUGAGAGUGAUGAAUGAUUGCAGCCAUAUCAUAUUCUUUACAAUAUAUAUUUUCAUGUAUAGUAUGCAGUGCUUUGUGAACUGUCCUUGAAAAAAUGUCCUAAAUGUAGUAACACAUAUUCUAUAAUUUGUUGUUCAUUAAAACAUACCAAAGCUGUAACUUUAUUUACCCAUAUGAUCAUAGGGUAUGGGGGUAGGAAGCAUAAUGCUAGUGGAGUAAAAUUGAAUGCCAACAGCCUUAUCACAACAAUUGGAAUGUUUAUUCCAUUUUUAAAUUUUUAAUCAAUGAAUAGUUUUCAAAGCUUUUAUUAUUCAGUAUAUUUUAAACACAUGUAUUGGUGAGUGAGAACAAACCCAUGUGUAUGCACAUAUCAGAAUAUGAACAGUUAUUAUUGUACGUUUGCUUAAAGGUUUUUCCGCCUAUAUAUGAGAUUUUUAAAGAUUAAUACAUUUCUACAAAUUGGAUUUGUGGAUUGUGGACAAUUCAUUUUAUGUAAAAAUAAAAAUAUGGGAUGCCUUAGCAGAUAUAGUUUACCUGUAAUGUUUAUUUAUAAGUAGUCACAGGAAAGUUCACAAAUCAAGCAACUAGCUAUCCAAAAAAAAAUUGAUUAAUGAAAUUGAAACUUUAAUUGACAUUUAGCGAGAUGAAUAACAACAUUUCCCCCUUUCCGUAAAAGGCAUCAUACUCUUCACACUGAUAAAGUUGCACAUAGUGACUGAACAUUUGGUUGAAAUACAGAAAGCUUUUAGGGCACUAAAAUGCGAAAACCAUUAACUAGUUUGGAAAGCAAUCCUCAACAGCUUUUUCUAAAAUUUAUACAUGUUUACAUUGUGGCCAAUCUAUUUUCUGUUCUGUAACUCAUGUGCCUUUGUUAUAGAAGAUAUAUUUACAUGGAUUCGAUAUGUUGGUACACCUUUACUGAUUAAUGAUCCACGUAUGUCUGGUUACAAGUUAACUUCACAAAAUGUUCAGCCAUACAUACAAGCACCAUGAUGCACUACAGUUGAUGAAUAUUCAAAGACCAUGCUUUAAACUUUCCUCCGUGACUUGUUUCUGUCAACAUUGUUCAUGAAUACCUAAAAGUAGGCUUUUAUAAUUGGCUCUUAUUGCUUAGUGACAAGAUAUUUUAUGGUAAAGACAACAUGUCAUGUUCAUGCAAAUAUAAUCACGGUUCACAGACAGAUUGGACAGUUGGCCGCUUUGUGCACAAAGAUAGGAAAAUAAAAAUAAAUAUGUACAGAACCUCUCCUGCUAACCCAAAUGUUCCUAAUCUGCAAUCAGAUGUGUUAUGUGGGUGUGUGUUCCUUCAUUUCAUGGACAAAUGUAUGUAAUAAAAGUACUCUGAAUAAAAAUGGCAUUGGUUUAUUAA
This is a messenger RNA of Hemiscyllium ocellatum (epaulette shark), 3095 nucleotides long. It is a transcript of the gene slc18a2, whose product is annotated as solute carrier family 18 member 2. NCBI's taxonomy places the organism in Eukaryota, Metazoa, Chordata, Chondrichthyes, Orectolobiformes, Hemiscylliidae. The transcript is spliced from 16 exons. Bases 169 to 1743 code for a protein of 524 amino acids. Gene Ontology annotation, cellular component: synaptic vesicle membrane; terminal bouton. Gene Ontology annotation, biological process: aminergic neurotransmitter loading into synaptic vesicle; transmembrane transport; xenobiotic transport. The record is from RefSeq and is a predicted model, not a curated record. Gene Ontology annotation, molecular function: serotonin:sodium:chloride symporter activity; xenobiotic transmembrane transporter activity.